GGGCCGCACCCGGCGCCGCGACCCAGCGCCCACUCAAUAUGGCGCUGGCAGCGGGAAGGCGCGUCCCUGCGCGCGCCCUGCUCUACGCGGGUGCCCGGCUCGGGCGCACGCAGGUGAUGGGCGGCGGCGGGGACGGCGCUCGGCGCUUCGCGAACCACCAGGUGCUGGUGGAGCCGGACGCGGCCACAGGGGUUGCUGUGAUGAAGCUGAGGAACCCCCCGGUGAACAGUCUCAGCCUGGAGCUUCUGACAGAGUUCGUCAUCAGCCUGGAGAAGCUGGAGAACGACAAGACCUUCCGCGGCGUCAUCAUAACAUCGGACCGUCCUGGCAUCUUCUCAGCUGGCCUGGACCUGACAGAGAUGUGCGGGAAGAACCCAGCCCACUACGCUGAGUACUGGAAGGCUGUGCAGGAGUUGUGGCUAAGGCUGUACCCAUCCAACCUGGUGCUGGUUGCCGCCAUCAAUGGAGCCUCCCCCGCUGGAGGCUGCUUGAUGUCCCUUGCCUGCGACUACCGCAUACUGGCGGACAACCCCAAGUAUGUCAUAGGACUAAACGAGACCCUGCUGGGCAUCAUAGCCCCUUUCUGGUUCAAAGACACCCUGGUGAAUACCAUCGGGCACCGAGCCUCAGAGCGUGCUCUACAGCUGGGGCUGCUUUUCCCACCAGCAGAGGCCCUCCAGGUGGGUAUGGUGGACCAGGUGGUGCCUGAGGAUCAGGUGCAGAGCACAGCACUCUCGGUGAUGAGCCAGUGGAUGGCCAUUCCAGACUACGCUCGACAGCUGACCAAGAUCAUGAUGCGAAAGGCCACAGUGGACCACGUGAUCAAACAGCGCGAGGCUGACCUCCAGAACUUUGUCAGCUUCAUUUCCAGAGACUCCAUCCAGAAAUCCCUGCAGGUGUACUUAGAAAAACUCAAACAAAAGAGAGGCUAGGGUGAGGCUGCCACUUGGUCAUUUGUGCCCUGUGGGGGGCCUAGUGGUCCCAAAGGGAUUUUAAACAAGGUAUUUUUUAUUUUAAAAGUCCUCUUAGCUUUUGUUUUCCUCAUCUUAGAAAGUCCUGCUCCUUGUAGCCCUGAGUCUCAAGGCCCCAUCACCACCGAUGGCCAUGUUUCUGCCAGGUAGGCAGAUAGGAUCUAUACUUUAGAACUGAAUGACAGGUAGGCUGCUCAGGGCCCUGGACAAGGUCACACUGAGUGUCCCUUUUCCCAAAGGAAAACUGAAUAAAGUCUUCACAUUGUCCCAUUCCUGA
Marmota flaviventris (yellow-bellied marmot) is the source of this 1248-nucleotide messenger RNA. RefSeq names its product enoyl-CoA delta isomerase 1 (gene Eci1). Gene Ontology annotation, biological process: fatty acid beta-oxidation. Gene Ontology annotation, cellular component: mitochondrion. Lineage: Eukaryota; Metazoa; Chordata; Mammalia; Rodentia; Sciuridae. Gene Ontology annotation, molecular function: delta(3)-delta(2)-enoyl-CoA isomerase activity. The record is from RefSeq and is a predicted model, not a curated record.